GAGAGAAAGCUACACCACACCGAAUCCAACAACCGAGAAGAAGAAGAAGGAGCCGCGGGGGCGAUGCAGCAGGCGAUGUCCAUGUCCCCGGGGUCGGCCGGCGCGGUGCCGCCUCCGGCCGGCAUCACCACAGAGCAGAUCCAAAAGGCUUAAAAACCGGAGAAACCUCGAAAAAGAGCAACCCGAGAGAAAUCUACAUCCCCACCGAAUCCAACAAUUGAGAAGAAAGAGCUGCUGUGAUGCAGAAGCCGACGUUCAUGCCCGACGCCGACGAGCUGGUGUCCCGUCUGGCCGACGUCUCCACCGACCAGAUCCAAAAGUAUUUGGAUGAAAAUAAGCAACUUAUUUUGGCCAUCCUGGAAAAUCAGAACCUAGGAAAGUUGACUGAAUGUGCUCAGUAUCAAGCUCAACUUCAGAAGAAUCUCUUGUAUCUGGCUGCCAUUGCGGAUGCCCAACCACCACAGAACCCUGGAAGUCGCCCCCAGAUGGUGCAGCCUGGUGGUAUGCCAGGUGCAGGGCAUUACAUGUCGCAAGUACCAAUGUUCCCUCCAAGAACCCCUUUAACCCCACAACAGAUGCAAGAGCAACAGCACCAGCAGCUUCAGCAGCAGCAAGCACAGGCUCUUGCUUUCCCCAGCCAGAUGGUCAUGAGACCAGGUACUGUGAACGGCAUGCAGCCUAUGCAAGCUGAUCUCCAAGCAGCAGCAGCAGCACCUGGCCUGGCAGACAGCCGAGGAAGUAAGCAGGACGCAGCGGUAGCUGGGGCCAUCUCGGAACCUUCUGGCACCGAGAGUCACAAGAGUACAGGAGCGGAUCAUGAGGCAGGUGGCGAUGUAGCUGAGCAAUCCUAAGCUGUUAGUGUUAGGCUAUACAAUGCCAUGUAUACUAAGAAAGAAAGCCGCCCCUCUGCUCGUUGUGUCUCGUAGAAGACUCAUUUUAUCAGUCAUUUAGAACAAGCAUUAGAUUGGUGAUGAUGAUGUAAUCUGUCCGAGAUUGUUAUCUCACUCUUAACUUGUUGUGGCCCCUGUGGAAUAAUCCUUCAGCCUAUUGUUCCGGAUGAUUUUACUUCAGUUUACUCGCUAAUAUGAUGCUUAAUAUGAUGGGAGUGA
Brachypodium distachyon (stiff brome) is the source of this 1109-nucleotide messenger RNA. RefSeq names its product GRF1-interacting factor 2. Gene Ontology annotation, molecular function: transcription coactivator activity. Bases 240 to 851 code for a protein of 203 amino acids. The record is from RefSeq and is a predicted model, not a curated record. Gene Ontology annotation, cellular component: nucleus. NCBI's taxonomy places the organism in Eukaryota, Viridiplantae, Streptophyta, Magnoliopsida, Poales, Poaceae. Gene Ontology annotation, biological process: positive regulation of transcription by RNA polymerase II; cell population proliferation; leaf development. The transcript has 5 exons.